Molecule: messenger RNA, 1024 nt
Organism: Meleagris gallopavo (turkey)
Lineage: Eukaryota; Metazoa; Chordata; Aves; Galliformes; Phasianidae
Source: RefSeq, a predicted model, not a curated record
GAUGAAAUUUUACUCUUGGACUCUUUGCAGUUGGUUUCGUAAGAAACACGCUCAGGCAGAGACUCUGGUGCCCAUACCUCCUAGCCCAGAAACAAAGGACAAGUGGAGAAGUAUGACGGCGGUGCCUUAUCUGGAAGAUCUGCAUGGCUACAAUGAGGACGAAGAUGAUGACUUGUAUGACAUUGAAGAUGAUAUCAUCUACACUCAGGACUUCACAGUACCAGGACAGGUGCCUGAGGAGGAGGCAGGGCAGAACGGGCAGAGCCGUGGCCGGGGGCUGCCCAAGGCCAUCUGCAUGAACGGGACGGAACCGGGACAGCUGAGCACCAAAUCCAAGGCGGAGCGUCGGGCCAGCGCCUCCUCCAACCCCUCGCGCAAGGCCUGCUCUGCCAGCAGCAAGAUCCGCAAGCUCUCCACCUGCAAGCAGCAGUGAGCCGGGAGCGCCGCGCUCUGCACAGUGUCCCAGCGUCCUCCCACCGCUCAGCGUCUCCUGGGGGCAGCCUGUGCUCACCGAGGACCCCCACCAAGGAACCCUCCCUGCCCCCCCCGGCCCUCGCUAUGGACAGUGCCCGGAGCCCAGCGCUGCGGGGAGCCCCCACAGCCCACCUGGGAUGGAGGACCCCCGGCUGGGGGGGGGAACCUGCCCUCCUCCCCAUCACUCUUUGCCAAUCAAGACACUGAUUCUCUUUUUAAUUUCACGAUGGAAGAGUGGGAUGAGCGGGGCUGGGGGGUUUCCCCCCCCUUGCCCUGGCUGCGUAGAAGUCGUGCAAAGCCAUUGCCGUGCACUUUAUGUUUUAGACUACUGUUAUAUAUUAUAUAUUUUCCUCUUUUUUGUUUUGUUUUGUUUAUAUUUGCGGUAUAUUUAGAGAUUCCUACACAUCGUGAUGUGUUUAAAAUAAACCAGAUGAGGAAAACAACAACAACAAAAAACAAAAAACCAACCCAGGUAUUACGACAAAGCAAAACUCUAUUAAACCUGCAUGCUGUAAAGGGCUCGGAAAAGGGAAUGGGUGCGUUCAGCGUC